Molecule: messenger RNA, 1424 nt
Organism: Bolinopsis microptera
Lineage: Eukaryota; Metazoa; Ctenophora; Tentaculata; Lobata; Bolinopsidae
Product: adhesion G-protein coupled receptor G2-like
Exons: 9
Coding region: 1-1185 (394 amino acids)
Biological process (GO): adenylate cyclase-activating G protein-coupled receptor signaling pathway; cell surface receptor signaling pathway
Cellular component (GO): plasma membrane
Molecular function (GO): G protein-coupled receptor activity
Source: RefSeq, a predicted model, not a curated record
AUGAAGGUACUGCUCGGAGGCACCGCAGAGUGCAGAUGGUACGAUACAGAGAGAUCAGCCUGGUCGACCAGAGGCUGUCACGUGACAGCGUACACUGGAGAUAUCCUCCAUUGUCAGUGCAACCACCUAACCAGCUUCGCUGCCUUCACUAGUCUAAGUGAAGUACCGGAGGGACACAAACAGACCCAGUCCGUCAUCACAACUCUCCUUUUCGUCCUGUCCAUCAUUACUCUCGUCUUCACGCUACUCGUCUACAUCCCUAUCAGAUCGUUUAGAAAAAGACUAAUAGUACAAGUGGAGUUGAUGGAGGUGACGGCGCUGAUUCUAGCGAACAUAACGUUCCUAACCCUAGCUCACGCGCAACACCAGUCCCCUGUGUGCACGGGUCUAGUGUUCGGAGUUCAGUAUCUCUACCUCGUUACUAUCGCCUGGAGCCUUGUUGCUGCUCUCGUCUUCUACAGACAGUAUCUCUACCUCGUUACUAUAGCCUGGAGCCUUGUUGCUGCUCUCGUCUUCUACAGACAGAUAGUAAAGGCGAUACACACGUACGGCAAGAGUUACGACCACACUUUCAAAAUAUCCUGUGUUCUCUGCUGGGUCCUACCUCUCAUCUUCCCCUCCUUUGCUCUCAUCUACUCGGACAAACAUCAUCUCAACUAUCUCGCUGACAUGGAUGGAGAAUUUGGCUGCUGGAUAUCUGAGACGUGGAAGAUCUAUACGUUUAUUGUGCCGAUUUUGGCAGUUGUUGCCGUGAACACUUUCUUAGGCAUCCGAGUGGUCAUUAUCAUGAUCAGAGCCAGUAGCAAUCGCGGUGAUGACAAAGACGACACGUGGAAAAUACAAACGAGGCACAUCAAGUCAAUACUCUCACUAAUCAUGCUUUUUGGAGUAUCCUUCCUCUUAUCCCUCUUUACCUACGGACCUCAAGCUCUCGUCUUUCAGUACCUCUUCAUCAUCUUCACUUGCUCCCAGGGUCUAUUUAUUUUCAUCUUGUUCGUCCCCCUGCGACCGGAGGUUCACUCUGAAUGGAAGACUAUACUGGGGUCCAGUGCAGGUGCUCGACUCAUGAGCCCGAGGUACACCUCCCGAACCAGCCAAGCCACCAACAGCAGUCUUUUCAACAAGACCAAUAACAAGAUCUUCGUUCGGAAGGACUCUGUCGUCGACCGAUGCGUUCCUUCUUAGAUCACCUGCAUUGAUGAUAUAUAUUCAGAAUACCACUCAGAUUACACUUAUCAACUAAGCAACACAAUCGUUAUUUUCCGUCUAAGAAUUUUUGAUAAUUUGAUCGUAGCCAAAACGAUCACUUUUUGAAAGCAUCCGUUUGAAACUUUGUUACUUUUCACUUUAACAUUAGUCAGAAUCCGAAUUAUAUUUUGUGAAAUGAAAUUCAUUUACUAUAGCAAUUUGUUCGACUUUUUCCA